GGGCUAAGCCAUCCUGGGGAUGCUGUGCUGCCCGUCCGCCAACGCACCCGGCUCUCGCUGGCUCCUCUGUCCAUCCAUCCAUCCAUCCAUCCAUCCAUCCAUCCAUCCAUCCAUCCAUCCAUCUAUCCAUCCAUCCUCUCCUCCUAUAGGCUAGGGAAGCAUGCCCGAUGCAAUACCAUGGCAGAUAGGGUCCUUGCCUAUAGCUGCCUGUUUUACAAAAGCUCCGAUCUGUGCUUGUGCAUGUGUAUGUGUGUGUGCGUUUUAUCCCUCCCUCCUAUCCCUCCCUCCCUCCCUCUCUCUCUCUCUCUCUCUCUCUCUCUCCCUCUCACUCUAAUGUGUGAUCUGGAAAGCUUAUAAAAGCCUGAUGUAAUCCUUAAUGCAGCCCCUGGCUACAAAGACUGGAUCUAGUUUCACAGAGAGAGAUUCAGAAGCAGAAUUCAAAAAAAAAGAAAAAAAAAAAAAGUGGGGGGAGAAGACGGAGAAAGAAAGAAAAGCAGACGAGUGGAUUUUAAACAAACAUAUCUUUCUGAAGAAGACCAUUCUCGCUCUUCGCUGCUGGGAAAGCUACUCUGAACCCUGCUGUAGAUUUUUUUAAAGGAGAAGACUAGAUCGUCUGCUUGGAUCUAAUGAUUUACUGGCUUUUAACGGCGUUUUUCCCCUCUCCUAAGGAUUCCUCAAAAAACAGUUUAAUUAUUUUCAGCAUUUCUCUUCCACCACCUGCCUGUCUGCAGAGACACCAAAGGUUCUCCCUUCCUCUCCCUCCCCACCCCCAUUUCUUUUAGGAUUUUUUUUUUCCCCUUUUCCAUUUAAUAUAUACAUAUAUAUAUAUAUAUAUAUAAGUGUGUAUGUAUAUAUAUAUGUAGAGGCAAGAGUGGAGGGAGCGGAGGGAGAGAGAGCUCUACCAUCCUUUUGGACUUCACGCGCUGCCCAAUGUUGGGCUGGUUACCCCUGGAUAUGUUGCUGGUUUCCAUUUGGAAUUUGACAAAAGGAAGAAGGAGGAUAUAAAACCUGGGGAGCUCGGAAAGGCUUUUCUAUUAGAGACAGAGCCACCUUCAUCCCUUCUCUCCUCGUGUUCCUUCCAGCUAUCACCAGUUCGUCCUUGUAUCUUAGAGACACUAUUCCUUGUCUUGGGCAGCAAAAAAAGUGUUGUUUAUGGCCACAGGAGGGAGCUCAAAUCCAGACAUGGGAAGAUUGGCUUGAUUUCGGAUCCAGAGCCUCUUAAACUCUCACUUUUCCUCUAAGCUGGUCCCUGUUAUGUCCAGGAUCUGGCGCCUGCUUGACAUUUACUUUGAGUUCCAGAGGACCAGAGACCUAGGAUGAGGAGCAUUGGAUCUGCCCUGAACCUGCUUUUGGUAUCGCCACUCUAUUUUGUGUGGACCGUGGUCGCUCUGGACCUGGCACAAACUCCCUGCACCACUUUGGUCCAGGGGAAAUUCUUUGGGUAUUUCUCCUCCUUUGCUGUCUUCCCAUUGAACUCUUCUCUCUGCUCUUGGAUUAUUCAGAACCCUGACCCUCGGAGAUACACCUUGUACAUGAAGAUCCUAAAACCUACUGGCAUAUGUGACCACCAGCACAUCCGUACCUACCAGUUUGAUUCCUUCCUGGAGUCCACGCGCACCUACCUGGGCAUGGAGAGCUUUGAUGAUGUGUUGAAGCUCUGUGAUGGGUCCACCCGCUAUGCCUUCCUUCAGUCCAACAAACAGUUCCUCCAGAUGAAGCAGACCGCACCACCAGGAGUGGAGAGCUGGCCCGUGCGGUGGAAGCCCACAAAGGCUCAGGAGAGGGACUUCUCUGUGGAGUACCUAGUGGUGGGCAACAGGAACCCUAGCAAAGCUGCCUGCCAGAUGCUCUGCAAGUGGCUGGAUGCGUGCUUGGCCAUCAGCAGCAGCUCCCACCCGUGCGGCAUUAUGCAGACCCCGUGCUCUUGCUCAGGAGGGGAGGUCCUAGAUCAGACCAGCGAGAUCCUGGGGCUCACGAGGAAGAAGGAAGAUUGCUAUAAGGAUGGGAUUUAUUUGGAGAACUGCAUGAGCAGCCCCAAGGACAGCAGUGGAGCAGAGUUCUUGGGUGGUUGGAACCCAUGGUCGGCUUGGGGUGACUGCACCAAGGACUGCGGGGGAGGCCUGCAGACCCGGAUGCGAACCUGCAAGCCCCUUCCCAAUGAAGGUCUUGUCUGCGAGGGAGUCCUGGAGGAAGGACGGCUGUGCAAUAGGAAGGCGUGCAAUACCAAUGGACGCUAUAAUUCCAGAAGCCAAUCGCUGAGGUCCACAGAUAACAGAAAGCGAGAGGACACUGAUGAACUGCAGCACUACGGGUACCCUGCACCUCAAAUAGGUGACCCUGCAGCAGAGGAGUGGUCCCCAUGGAGCGUGUGUUCAACCACCUGUGGGGAGGGCUGGCAGACCAGGACGAGGUUCUGUGUGUCGUCUUCCUACAGCACCCAGUGCAGUGGUCCUCUCCGGGAGCAGAGACAGUGCAACAACUCUGCCGUGUGCCCAGUGCAUGGCACCUGGGAUGAGUGGUCUCCAUGGAGCCUGUGCUCUUCCACGUGUGGAAGAGGGUACAGGGACCGGACCCGGACAUGCAAACCCCCACAAUUUGGUGGGAACCCCUGUGAGGGCCCAGAGAAGCAAACCAAGUUCUGCAACAUUGCACUUUGCCCAGGCCACUCAGUGGACGGCAACUGGAAUGAAUGGUCGAGCUGGAGCUCCUGCUCGGCCUCCUGCUCCAACGGUACCCAGCAACGGACAAGGGAGUGCAAUGGACCUUCCUAUGGGGGAGCUGAAUGCCAGGGACACUGGGUGGAAACCAGGGACUGCUUCCUACGUCAAUGCCCAGUGGAUGGGAAGUGGCAGGCUUGGGGAGUGUGGGGCAGCUGCACCACCACGUGUGGAGGUGGGACUCAGAGACGUGACCGCAUGUGCUACGGACCCUUCUUCGGUGGAGAGACUUGCCAGGGCCCUAAGGAAGAAUAUAAGCAGUGCAACGACAGAAAGUGUCCUGAGCCUCAUGAAAUUUGUGAUGAGGAAAGUCUUGGUUCUGUAGUUUGGAAAGAGACACCUGCUGGGGAUGCUGCAGCUGUCCGCUGUCCUCGCAAUGCCACCGGGCUGAUCCUUCGAAGAUGCAUUUUAGAUGAAGAAGGAAUAGCUUAUUGGGAGCCUCCAACAUACAUCAAGUGUGUUUCUAUUGAUUACAGGAACAUACAGAUGAUGACCAGGGAACAUCUUUCCAAAGCUCAGCGUGGGUUGAUGGGAGAUGGGCUAUCAGAAGUACUCCAAAACCUUGUGGAAAUCUCUCAGGAUGGGACCAGCUACAGUGGGGACUUGCUGUCCACCAUCGAUGUACUCAGGAACAUGACAGAGAUCUUCCGUAGGGCUUAUCAUAGCCCAACUUCUGGGGACGUGCAGAACUUUGUCCAGAUCAUCAGCAAUCUUUUAUCAGAGGAAAACCGAGACAAAUGGGAGGAAGCUCAGCUGAUAGGGCCAAACGCCAGGGAGUUGUUCAGGCUUGUGGAGGAUUUCAUUGAUGUCAUUGGCUUUCGCAUGAAAGAUUUCCGGGAUUCCUACCAAGUGACGGACAAUCUGGUCCUCGGCAUUCACAAACUGCCCGCUAAUGCAGCAACUGACAUCACCUUCCCCAUGAAAGGCUGGAGGGGCAUGGUGGACUGGGCCAAGAAUUCGGAGGACAAGGUCACUGUCUCCAAAAGCAUCCUGUCUUCAGGGCUGACAGAGACAGACGACUCCUCCGUCUUCGUGGUGGGGACCGUGCUGUACCGGAACGUGGGCAACAUCCUCUCCCUCCAGAGGAACAGCACUGUUCUGAACUCCAAAGUCAUCUCCGUGACUGUGAAGCCAUUUCCUCGGUCUCUCCUCACACCCCUGGAAAUUGAAUUCUCUCACCUGUACAAUGGAACCACCAACCAGACCUGCAUCCUGUGGGACAAAACUGUUGGCAGAGCCUCCGCCUCCGCCUCCCCGCCCGGCGCCUGGUCCUGGCGCGGCUGCCGAACGGUCCCGCUCGACGCCUCCCGGACUAAGUGCCUGUGUGACCGGCUCUCCGCCUUCGCCAUCUUAGCCCAGCUCAGCCCCGACAUGAACAUGGAAAAGGUGCUGGUCCCCUCUGUCACAUUAAUUGUAGGCUGUGGAGUAUCUUCGCUGACACUUUUGCUGUUGAUUAUCAUUUAUGUCUCUGUUUGGAGAACUCAGGUUUUUCCGUGCCUGGGGUAUCAUUGGAUGUGCUCAAGUCCCUGUCCUCUCCUGCUUUUCCUCAGGCUGGGCAGCACUGGGCAGCGCUGGUAUAUUCGCUCAGAGCGCUCUGUCAUUCUUAUCAACUUCUGCCUAUCCAUCAUCUCCUCCAACGCUCUCAUCCUAAUCGGACAAACCCAGACCCGGAAUAAGGUGAUUUGCACGCUGGUGGCAGCUUUCUUGCACUUCUUCUUCCUCUCCUCUUUCUGCUGGGUGCUGACCGAGGCUUGGCAGUCCUACAUGGCCGUGACGGGCCGGUUACGGAAUCGCAUCAUCCGCAAGCGCUUCUUGUGUCUCGGAUGGGGGCUCCCUGCCUUGGUGGUUGCCAUUUCUGUGGGAUUUACUAAAGCCAAGGGGUACGGCACCGUGAACUACUGCUGGCUGUCAUUAGAGGGAGGUCUUCUCUAUGCCUUCGUGGGACCGGCGGCUGCUGUCGUAUUGGUGAACAUGGUUAUUGGCAUUCUGGUUUUUAACAAACUUGUAUCCAAAGAUGGAAUAACAGAUAAGAAACUGAAGGAACGGGCAGGUCAGAUGGCAGUGCCCCUUUACGGCAUGACGCUCAAAUGUUCCAAGUGUGGAGUAGUUUCUUCUGCUGAAGUUUCGGCCACAGCCACCAGUAACGCCAUGGCAUCUCUUUGGAGUUCCUGUGUGGUCCUACCUCUCCUGGCUCUCACCUGGAUGUCUGCAGUACUGGCAAUCACAGAUCGGCGGUCAGCACUCUUCCAGAUCCUUUUUGCCGUCUUUGACUCAUUGGAGGGUUUUGUCAUUGUUAUGGUGCAUUGCAUCCUAAGGCGGGAGGUUCAGGAUGCUGUGAAGUGCCGAGUAGUAGAUCGUCAAGAAGAAGGCAAUGGAGACUCAGGGGGGUCAUUUCAGAAUGGACACGCUCAGCUAAUGACCGAUUUUGAGAAGGACGUGGAUAUGGCUUGUAGAUCAGGUGAGCACAUCACAGUGCUGAAUAAAGACAUCACCACCUGCAGGACCUCAACGAUCACAGGAACAUUGAAGCGUCCAUCACUGCCAGAUGAAGAGAAAUUGAAACUCAAUCACCAGAAGGGGUCAUCAAACUUUAAUAGUCUUCCAGCCAAUGUCUCCAAGAUGCAUCUUCAGGGCUCACCACACUACCUGGGGGCCAUCAACCUGAAUGAGUUCAGUAAUCACAGUCUCACUCUGAAGAAGGACAAGAACCAACCACCUAAAUCCAUCUACAUAUGUGAUGGGGACAUCUUCAAGAAGUUGGACUCAGAACUCUCCCGAGCUCAAGAGCAAACACUGGACACCAGCUAUGUCAUUCUGCCUACCAACACAUCUACCUUACGGGCCAAACCACCCAAAGAUGAGAGCAAAUACAGCAUCAAUAUUGACCAGAUGCCACAAACACGACUCAUCCACCUCAGUAUGGCUACUGACCCAGGCUUUGUUGUCAAGAGUCCUCCACGGGAGCCUGUAACCAUGACAUGCACUGAGGUGCAAGGUUCCCCCAUGAUACAACAACAGCAGCAGCUGGCACCACAAAAUAUCCCCAGUGAGUCACAGAUUCCCAACAGCCUGUGUGACACAGGUGACUCAGGGAACUCAGGUGUGGUGUCCAAGAGUGAGACCGUCUCCACCCUCUCCAUGAGCUCCUUGGAGAGGCGGAAAUCCCGGUAUGCAGAGCUAGAUUUUGAGAAAAUCAUGCACACAAGAAAACGUCACCAAGACAUGUUCCAAGACCUGAACAGAAAACUCCAGCACGCAGAGAAGGAGAAGGAAUCUCCAACAACGGACAGCAAGCAAGAAAAACAGCAGACACCAAACAAGAGACCCUGGGAAGGAAUCAGGAAAGUCCAGUCCCCACCAUCAUGGGUUAAAAAGGACAUCGAACCUGUGGCACAGUCUCCCCUAGAACUAAAAACUGUGGAGUGGGAGAAAACAGGAGCCACCAUUCCCCUGGUGGGACAAGACAUUAUUGACCUUCAGACAGAGGUCUGAGCAGAAAGGGAAGAAAGGGACUUUUUUUUUUUUUUUCCGGAAAACAAAUGAAACAAACAAAACAAAACCACGUUUUAAAGAAAUGAUUAAAUUAAAUCGGAACAGAGCAAGAGAAGUGUUUGGUUUCUUUUGAAACCUUUGGUAAGACAGAGUAACUUUUGUAUUGUUCUCAGCAGAGAGGGGGAAUAUUACUUCAUAGAGUAUAGUAGCUAUAGGUUCAGGACAACAUGUGCUUUCCCAGGUAGGACUGGAGAAGAAGUGAACCUGGAAGAGAGCAAGGAGGAGGCAGAGUGUGGGGAGGGGUUGCAGGGGACAAGCCCUACCAGGAUGCUUUUGGGUUGCUGCCACACGCCGGAACCCUUUCUGCUCUGCCAUGGGAGGUGUGAAAGGACGCCCAGCAGCCACCAUGAAGGGCCAAGAUUGAGGUUUGUUUGUGGACCACAAGAAGCGACACCAGUGGGAGCCUUGUUGGGGUGCAGCCUGGCCGUAGAUCACUGGGGGAGACCCAACCUUGAGGGGAGAUCCAUCCCUUGCCGAUCCUUUUCCCCCCACCUCUCUCACAUGGGCUCGUCUAAGAAGAAAGGAGACGGGAUGCUUGGGAUGUUUAAAGCGGUGGCUGAGAAGACAUUCCCACUCCUAUGUGCCACACCGUGACCGGGCAUCGUGGCAUCCCCGCAGAAAGUCACCACUGGAGCAGGAAGUGGUGGCAUCAUCCAUGGCUUAGGUGGAGAGGUAAGGUGGGGCUUCCUCCUCUCAUCCCUCUACAGCAGAGCUUCUGUGCACCCCAAGGAGUGGGACAGGUGCAGGAGGAAAGGACCACCUCCAAAAAACUGCUCAUCUCCAGGGAGAGGGUUGGAAGUGUUAGAAAAACAGACCAAUAAGAAUAUAAGUUGUUUCAUUGACUGUUAAAUAGAUAAACUCAACACAGGCCUUGCAAAAUUUGUCUUGGCCUCGUCCUUUUUUUUCUGUUAUUUUUCCUUGCUUUCGGACUCAGAUUUAUUCAAAACUGCCCCUCCCUGGAAGGCAGAGAGAGAAACAGGGAAAGACAGACCUGCCGAUGUACCUGGAGAUAUUUGGUAUACAGAGAUGUUGCCUUAGGACAUUGAGACAAACUGACAACAUGAAUAACGUCCACUUGGAAACAAACAAACAAAAUAAUCUAUUUUUUUCCUUCUUCUUUUCUUUUCUUCAAUAAAAAGAGAACUUGAAACCCAA
Molecule: messenger RNA, 7424 nt
Organism: Columba livia (rock pigeon)
Lineage: Eukaryota; Metazoa; Chordata; Aves; Columbiformes; Columbidae
Gene: ADGRB1
Product: adhesion G protein-coupled receptor B1
Exons: 34
Coding region: 1317-6209 (1630 amino acids)
Biological process (GO): negative regulation of angiogenesis; cell surface receptor signaling pathway; adenylate cyclase-activating G protein-coupled receptor signaling pathway
Cellular component (GO): dendrite; plasma membrane; postsynaptic density
Molecular function (GO): G protein-coupled receptor activity
Source: RefSeq, a predicted model, not a curated record